GCCAGCGACCUAUUAUAUAGGCAAAUCCGUACAAAUGGGCUUUUGUUUUUCUGUGUAUAUAACAUAGCACAGCCCAAUAACCCAAACCCACAUGAAAUUAAACCCAAAACUUUACUCCUAUUGUGGUUGCCGCGCUUCUUUGUUUUCUUUUUCCCUGUGUAGGUACUGAGAUUGUGGGAUUCAGGUGGAGGAGAACGAGAAACCGUAUAUCCAAGGGACGGUUGAAAGAGUAACUCAGCAGUUGUAUUCAGAGUGAGUACAAAAACCAACACAAUGUCAAGAACAGCAUCUAUAACAAAACUGGCCCGACAGGUUAACCGACUCAAGGUAGAAACAGCUCUGCCUCUGUCUUCAAGUUACAGUACAGUGCUGCACUCAAAUAGUUAUCAAUGGAGCAAGGAAGAUAAGAUGGAAUUCCCAAACCAUAGGACUGUUAACAAUUCCACGACUCAGAUUCAGAUUAAAGAUUUCGGAACUGUGACCCAACGCCAAAUAGGAGAAAAUGUUUCAAGAAAGGAUAAGAUCAGCUUUCUUGUGAGCACACUUAUGGAUCUGCAAGAUAGUAAAGAAGCUGUAUACAGUACUCUCGAUGCUUGGGUUGCGUGGGAACGGAACUUCCCCAUUGGGGCUUUGAAGCAGGUGUUAGUUGCUCUUGAGAAAGAGCAACAGUGGCAUAGAAUAAUCCAGGUUAUUAAAUGGAUGCUGAGCAAAGGACAGGGCACCACGAGGGGAACAUAUGGCCAGCUGAUUCAGGCUCUGGAUAUGGACCAUAGGGUAGAAGAAGCACAGGAGAUUUGGAAGAAAAAACUUGCUUUUGAUUUACAUUCAGUCCCAUGGAAACUAUGCAAGCUUAUGAUCUCAGUAUAUUAUAGAAAUAACAUGCUAGAUGAUCUUGUGAAGCUGUUCAAGGGCUUGGAAGCUUUUGACCGCAAACCCCCAGAGAAAUCCAUAGUGCAGAAAGUAGCUGAUGCAUAUGAGCUGCUGGGCUUACCUGAAGAGAAGGAAAGAAUACUGGAGAAGUACAAGGAUCUGUUUGUUGAGUCGUCUAACGAAAAAGCUAAGAAGAUCAGCCGUAGUCGUUCCCCAAAGAAAAGAAAACCAAGCUAGAAUGUGUGAGUUGGGUCUCAUUAUCCAUUUUGUAAUUACAACUGUUGUUGGUCACCCUCCUUAAAUCAUUAAUUACAUAAGUAUUAACGGCC
Molecule: messenger RNA, 1199 nt
Organism: Sesamum indicum (sesame)
Lineage: Eukaryota; Viridiplantae; Streptophyta; Magnoliopsida; Lamiales; Pedaliaceae
Product: PPR containing-like protein
Molecular function (GO): protein binding
Source: RefSeq, a predicted model, not a curated record